UGUUUUUGAAUUUUUGUGACAAACUGUGGUACUCUCCUUCAAUCCUAUUCAACCAUGAUGCUGCAUUGCUCUCACGGGCUCCGUAAACCUAGUAUUCAUUUACUACAAAGGAACUACACCACAGCGUUUAAGAAGAGGGGAUUUUUUAGUCAAGUAGCGAAAGGUGCUACCGUGGUUACCUUGGGCACGGUCGUCACCGUGGGUUUAGGAGGCACCAUCUUGUACCAUACCAAUGACCAGUUUCGGCAUGUUGCAAAUGCAUUAGAACGCUGUAGUAUUGCGGGUAUGGCUGGAGCCAAAAUAGCGUUUGAUUAUCAACGUACACUUUCCAAGGAGUACGGCACUGACGACGCCUACGAACAAGCUAAAAGAGCCUGCCAUCAACGAUGCGCAGAAAGAACGCUAGUCGCUGUUCAAAGAUUGGGCGGUGUCUAUGUCAAAUUAGGUCAGCAUAUAUCAGUGAUGCAGUACCUCUUGCCAAAUGAAUGGUGUCAAACGAUGCGAGUGUUGCAGGACCGAUGUGAUCCAACGUCACCGCAAGAUGUCCAACAAUUGUUUAUCACAGACUAUGGAUUACCGGUAGAGGAUAUAUUUGAAGAAUUUGAUUGGAAUCCAAUCGGUGUAGCCUCUUUAGCACAAGUGCAUCGAGCGAGAUUGAAAGAUACAGGAUUAGAAGGUUGGAUUAUGGAUGAGCAUGACCGUUGGGUUGCAGUGAAGAUUCAACACCCUAAUUUAGACAAUUACUGUCAAAUUGAUAUGGAUACUGUGUCCUUUAUGUUUGAGAUGAUAAAACGAGUAUUCCCAGAUUUCGGCUUUGAAUGGUUUGCAGAGGAGAUGAGAGAGUCGAUUCCUAAAGAACUGAAUUUCGUGCUCGAAACAAAAAAUGCAAAAAAAGUGGAGGCGAACUUUCAAGCGAACCACGAUACAGCACUUGUAAUUCCUAGAGUCCUUUGGGCUAAGCGAAGAAUUAUGUGCAUGGAAUUUAUUGAUGGAUCAAGAGUGGAUGAUUUGGAUUAUAUGAAAAAGCACAAGAUUGACCCGAGAGAAGUCUCAACAGAGUUAACCAGGGUGUUUUCAGAAAUGAUUUUCUUGCACGGUUUUGUUCAUUGUGAUCCUCAUCCCGGGAAUGUGUUCAUUCGACCUGCCAAAGACCCUAAACAUUCGAAAUGUAACUUUGAUCUGGUAUUACUAGAUCAUGGACUUUAUAGAGAACUAUCUGAGGAACUUCGUUCCGAUUAUGCACACUUAUGGACAUCCUUAAUCAAGGGAGAUGAAGAAAAUAUCCGUAAAUACGCCUAUCGUGUAGGUGGUACAGAUGUCUAUCAGCUCUUUGCAUGUAUGUUAACAGGCCGCGAAUGGGAAAAGAUUGAAAGUUCCGACCUGAAUUCGGUAAGAGAAUCGGCAGAAGUGGGUAGAAUAUCCACUGGUGCCAUGGAAUACCUUUCUGAGGUAGCAGAUAUCCUUGGCAAUUUACCACGUACGGUCUUGCUUUUACUAAAGACAAACGAUCUUUUACGUCAUGUGGAUGAGAAGCUCAAUGUAAUUCCCGACGAACAUAUCACGUAUGUGAUUAUGGGCUCCUAUUGCUCAAAAGCUGUAUGGCUGGAUACGAAAAAGUAUAUUACUGACAGAAUUAGAGCCAUUGGAUUCAGCCUGAGUUUAUUUAAACAACUGUUCACAGCCUGGUGGCAAUACGAGUCGCUUACCUAUUCUUUAUGGUUCUAUCAAUUAAGCGUAAAAUGGGCAGACAAACUCAACCUUAGAAAACGUUCACUCGAAUAAAUAUUUCCCCAUCCCCUCCACCUCUACCACAGGAUGAGUGGUCCAUUAUUGUGUUAU
Molecule: messenger RNA, 1839 nt
Organism: Mucor mucedo
Lineage: Eukaryota; Fungi; Mucoromycota; Mucoromycetes; Mucorales; Mucoraceae
Product: ABC1 family-domain-containing protein
Exons: 3
Coding region: 55-1782 (575 amino acids)
Biological process (GO): mitochondrion organization; lipid homeostasis
Cellular component (GO): mitochondrial inner membrane
Source: RefSeq, a predicted model, not a curated record